Heteronotia binoei (common prickly gecko) is the source of this 5886-nucleotide messenger RNA. RefSeq names its product hyccin PI4KA lipid kinase complex subunit 1 (gene HYCC1). NCBI's taxonomy places the organism in Eukaryota, Metazoa, Chordata, Lepidosauria, Squamata, Gekkonidae. The coding region runs from base 676 to 2217 and encodes 513 amino acids. The record is from RefSeq and is a predicted model, not a curated record. Gene Ontology annotation, cellular component: plasma membrane. Gene Ontology annotation, biological process: phosphatidylinositol phosphate biosynthetic process; protein localization to plasma membrane. The transcript has 11 exons.
CUCCCUGAUCUGCGACGGACAAAGCAGCCCACGGUUCUCAGGAUGGAGACCUUCACCUUUUUUGACCCCAGCAAAGCCGAUUGUAUUGCGUAUUGUCAAUCAGUUGAUGACGACACAACCGAAGUCCCGCCUCCAAGUAUUAUUCCGACUACACGGCUGUUAACUCUCACUUCGUCUCCUCUCUCGCAGUCGGGUAGCCCUACCCCUUUGGAGAAAAAAGGAGGUGGAAUCAACGACAGCUCCCGCCCCUUGCGAGCUUUGAUUGGUGAAGAAAGGUGGCUGUGGCGUGACGAUUGGCCUUCAUCCCGGCCUCUCAGCAAUCUGCCGCGCUGGGUGGUGCGGCUGGCUGCCGCGCUCGAAGUCCCUCUGUCAGUCUCUUCCUUUCUUUGCCUUGCACUUUUGUUGGUUUGCCUCAGCGAGCGGACGAGCGAAGAAACGAAGAAUAGCUCCGUUAGGAGUGAGCCGAGCCGGAGUCGGGUUAGCUACGGAAGGGGGUGAGCCUGGAUCCUGACUGACGCUGAGGGAAGUUUUGUUUUCUGGCGAAGAAGAGAAUUUUACCCCCCUUGGCUGGGACAGUUGGAAUCGACGGUUGAGUAACGGCUGUUGGUAGAGAGCGGCGGGUUUCUUUCUCCCGGCGAGUUCGAAGGUUGAAAACUUCAGAACAAAUGUUGGAAGAUGUUGGCUGUGGACACAGGGAUUGUAGAAGAAUGGCUAUCAGAAUUCAAGACAGCACCAGAAGCAUCCAUACCAAGCUAUGCUAAAAAUCUGAAAAACAAGAGUUCUCUGGUUUCAUCUUUGUACAAAGUUAUUCAGGAUCCACAGAGUGAGUUGCUGGAGCCAGUCUGUCAUCAGCUGUUUGAGUUCUAUCGUAGUGGUGAGGAACUACUUCUACAAUUCACAUUGCAGUUUCUUCCAGAAUUGAUAUGGUGCUAUCUUGCUGUUUCUGCAAGCAAAGAUCUACAAAGCAGUGGCUGCAUAGAAGCACUUCUCCUAGGAAUUUACAAUUUGGAAAUAGUUGACAGACAGGGGCACAGUAGAGUAUUAAGUUUUACAAUUCCAUCCUUAUCUAAACCUUCAGUAUAUCAUGAACCUUCCAGUAUUGGCUCAAUGGCUCUUACUGAGGGCGCUUUAUCUCAACAUGGCUUAUCCAAGGUUGUGUAUAGUGGACCUCAUUUACAGAGAGAGAUGUUGACAGCACAAAACAGGUUUGGAGUACUGACAUUCCUUUUGUUGCGAUACAAUGCUGCCUUAAGCUAUAUGCCUGCAGUUUCUCUUCAGUCAUUAUGUCAGAUCUGUUCAAGGAUUUGUGUUUGUGGGUAUCCUCGGCAACAAGUGAGGAAAUACAAAGGCAUAAAUAGCAGGAUUCCAAUUUCUUCUGAAUUCAUGGUGCAAAUGCUAACUGGAAUUUAUUAUGCUUUUUAUAAUGGAGAAUGGGACCUGGCUCGAAAAGCAAUGGAUGACGUUUUAUACAGAGCACAACUGGAGCUAUAUCCAGAACCACUAUUGGUUGCUAAUGCAAUAAAAGCUUCAUUGCCUCAAGGUGCCAUAAAAUCUAGUAAAGAAGGAACAAAAUGCAUUCAGGUUGAAAUUACACCUACAGCAUCUAGAAUAUCAAGAAACGCAGUGACUAGUAUGUCUAUUCGAGGACAUAGAUGGAAAAGGCAUGGUAAUGAACUGGGAAUUCCGGAAGAAGAAUUAAUAGAAGUAUCUGAAGUUGAUGAGGGUUUUUACUCUAGGGCUACUUCUGCCACAAGUCAUUCUGCUUUAUCGAACAGCAGCACCAGUAAUAAGCCUCUGACAGGCAAGAGUCAGCGAAGGUCUGGAGGAAGCAAAGUUGGAGUGAAAGAAAAAGAAGCUGUUGGUGAAUCCUACAAAGAACACUUGUCUCGUAAACAAAGCCAGAGAGCAAUGAGUGAGAAUUUAGAGCUUCUGUCUCUAAAGAGGCUGACUCUGACUAGCAGCCAGUCCCUGCCUAAGCCAGGCAGCCAUAGUUUGGCCAGAACAAGCACAACUCUUUUUAGUAAAUCUUUUGAACAAGUCAGUGGUGGUGUGAUCCCAAAUAACCACAGUGGUACAGAUGCAAACAGGUUUUCUGUAUGUAGCUUGCAAGAGGAGAACUUGAUUUUUGGAGCUGAAAGGACUGAAUUUCCUGUUCCAAGCAAGCAGCCAAAUCAGCAGCGACCACCUAGUAUCAGCAUAACACUUUCAACAGACUAACAGACCCUCAUAAAUUUCUCAGUAUAUAAAAAAAAGGAUUCAGUUGAUUUUACUGCCAUUUAUUAUGACCUUUUCUAAAUAUUUCUCUUCAUCUGUCUAGAAAGUUUUUCCUUCUUUGAAAGCUGUGUCUAAACUGCCAAGGUUUAAGAACAGCAGUAAAUUUAAACAGAAUAGGGUGAGGACUUGGUUACCUUCAUAUUUUAAGGCUGGGUUUUUUUGCAUACUGUGUUAGUACUAAUUGCUAACAGUCAUUUCAAAAACUUUGUACAUUUAAGUUGACCAGAUUGUGUUAACAUGUUUUGUAGGAUACACCAGCCCUGAUUUUAUAAAUACUUCACAGAAAAUGAUGUUACUCUAUAGGAAUCCUGACUCAAGGAAUGAAAUUCAUAAUAAUGUUACAAUUAGCCUUGUACUGGAGAGCUGAUACAUGACAGACUUAUGCUGGGCAUAUGCCAUCUUUAGUAUGGAUUGCAUUGCUUGUGCAGACUUUAGCCAUAUGCUUUGAGGAACAUAUUAUCAUUGGCACAAUCUGGAAUUAAUGUGUCUGAUCCAUCUAUGUAAUAACCAUUGUUUUUCUUUUUUGCUCUCACUGAGCUAGAAAGGGUUCUUUAUGCUUUUUUUUAAGCAAUUAAGGUCAAAUCAGGGUGGGGGUGAGAUGAAACUUUUUUAAAAAAAAAAUCUCUUACAUGCACAGACAAACUAAGUAUGCUGGGUUGGGUUCAUUGAGUCACAUUAUUCUUGCUACAAGAAUUCAGGUAUAAUUUUGACUUGUACAGUUGCGUAUAAUGAGCAUUUUUCAAAAUGUAGUUGGGAAAAUGGGGCUCUGUCAUCUUUUAGACACCACCCUUGCAUUGAUCAGUAUAUGGCAGGUAAACAUUGGCUUCACAUGUUGAGUUUCAGAUUUCCAUAGGAGCUUAUACAUUUAACCCCCGAUCUGUGAUGGUCCCAUCUGUGAUCUGUACACACUGACUGUAAUGUCGCACAAAUCAAUUGUGUGUGCAUUAAACUUUGUGCACAGAGGCUUCUACGUAAACAUGAAAUCAAACACACACAUUGAGUGGAGAGACAUAUUCUUGACCCCCACACUGUAACUUAUUUCAAACACUAGCAUAGGGCCACUGAUUACACAAUAUCAAUGCUUAACAAUAUAAUUUCCUAUAAGUAGCAAAUUCAUUUUUUGAGCCUGCCAACACAGCAAAGAGCCAAUACAAGAAACAAUUUUUUAAAAAUAAUUAUAUGCUGCCUUUCCAUACCAUAUAUACUCAUGGCUGAUUACAACAGUUACAAAACACGUAAGUGUAGCCAUAGUUAUAGUACAGUUUAAAGUAUUUUAAAAGUUAAUCUUUUAAACCAACACUUUAAAACCAGAGUUAAAAUUCUAAUUAAAAGGCCUUAUCAAAUAAAAGUGUCUUCAACUGAAUAAUAUAGCAGUGUGUCUGCUUUUUUCCCCAUCCUGCAAUGAUGGUGAUUUUCCAACUAAACCACCUCAUACCACAAGCUCACAUUAAUCCACAUUCUCUUGAAGCUAUGUUGAAACUAGCUGCAUAGAGGUAUAGUCAAUAAUGUUUUUUGUUGGCUUUAAGUUUAAAGCAGGCAACUAGAAACUUUGAGAAUAUAACAGGAAUUUAGCAGGUAAAAAUCCCCCAGUUUUUAGAAAUUCUAACUUGGAUUCCAAGGAACCUCCUUGUGUGCAUUUCCAGAGUGUAUGUUCUCUAACCAAAACUAAUAAAAAGGUAAAGGUAGUCCCCUGUGCAAGCACCAGUCGUUUUCGACUCUGGAGUGAUUCUCUAAUAGUGUUCGUGUGAAAUACAAAGUGUUGUAAAAAUAUCUGAACUUAAAAUGUUUGGAGCCUACAUUUUAAUGUCUGUUUGCUUAAUCUGAUGAUGUCAUUUAUUUACUACUUUAAACAAUAUUAAAUGUAUUCUAACAAACUUAAAGCACUGACAGUUUCCUACAUUUUUAGUUAUUAUACUGGCAUUCUGCAGAGAAUAACAGAAUACAGAAAUAUGCUGCCAUGGUAAAUGAAAAAGAUUUAAACUUCUUAGUUAACCAUCAAAAAUGCCAUGAGAAAUGAAGUGACUUUUUACAAAAAGUUUAGUGCUGUAGUUCUUGAGCUAUAGGUAGUGUGUUUGUGUCAAUUUGUGGGACUCCACAGUGACCACGAAGAUGAUUUAUAUGUAUCUGCAAAAGUUUAAACCUAGUUUGUCGCUUGGACAUAAUUUUGCAAUAGGACAUAUGUACCUUUUGGCAUUUAGGCAUACAUCCUGAUUGUAAAAGGGGUUCUGUAUGUAUUAAGAGUAUUUUUUUAAAAGUUAUAUCUGCAUCAGUCCUCUUAAUACAAACAGCAUGGCAGAUGGUCCCAACCCAUUUUGAUCAAAACCAGCUUUUCAUCCGGAUAAAUUUUGGUAAUCUGUAAGGGUCUAAGUUUGCUAAAUGUUGGGAGUAUAAUCCUACUUAUAUAUGAUGCUGGUUUUGUAUAGUAUAUACAGGUCUCAUAAACUUGAUUUCAUUAAAAUCUAACCUUUAUGUAUUGUAUGACUAUUCAAAUUUCCCAAUAUAUAAACUUUGAUAAAUACAGGAAAUUUGGGGUGAUUGAAUUUUUAGCAUUAUGCCAGCUUUCUCAAAAGACCUGCUGUGGUCCUGAUCAUGAGGAUAAGAUUUGAGACUUUAGACUUCUGAAGCAUAUGUACUCAGUCUGCAGCAUAGGGUAGAGUUUCCACUCAAGUUCUGUGCUGCACAUUCUCACAAUUUUAUAGUUUAAUGCAGAAUUUCAAAUGAGGUCAUAAAGUCUUGGCUCUGGAAUGUAAUAGCUAACUUUGAUUUGGUAGAUUCAGGUGGGUGGCCGUGUUGGUCUGAAGCAGCAGGACAAAGUUUGAGUCCAGUGGCACCUUUAAAAACAACCAAGAUUUAUUCUGGGUAUAUAAGCUUUCAUUAUAGACUUAAUAGGCAAUUGACAAUUUGAAUUGAAAAUGGCUAAAUAAUAUUGGAUAGGUGAACAUCGCUUUUAAAAUGUUUUGUAGGUAGUCUUUUACUAAGUUACAAAAUUGCAACAGUUUAUUUUGUAUUUUCAACUAUAGGUGUUUUGUUCAGUGACUUAUUACAUUGAGUGAUCAGGUGAAUUAAGUGGAGUUAAUCAGUGUAAAUGGCCAGUGAUUUGUGAUAUUAGAAAAAUAAGAUAGUGUGUGAAUGUUUUUUAUUAGACAUUGCUGUGGUGAUACAUGGGUUUUUAUAAACAAUUUACUGAAUGUUUGGAGACUACAGUUUUUGAAUAACACUGAAAUAAUGCAAUCUUGUAUUGAUAACCUUGCAGUUUUGAUUGAAACAAUUUAUGAAUGUAUCCCUGUGUAAUGGACACACUUUGCUUUUUUGUGUUUUGGUUUUAAAAUGGUCUAGACUAAUUUGUACUACUUGGUACUGCAGCCUUUUGUAUUUAGUAUAGCUCCGUUUCUGAAUAUUGAAGACUGAAACAGGCUAGAUAGGUAUUUUUAAUAAUUCCAGAGAAGACCCAAUGAUUGAUACAUUUUUCCUUAACAAUAUAAUUCAAACGAGUGUACUACUUUCUCUUUUGUAUCGUAGUUUGUGAAUACUUUCUGGUUUUUUGGUAACAAAAUGUUUGUUUUGUAGACUUAAAUAAAUGAAUUGUUUACUUAAGAGUUCACAUUUCUAAAA